UGAAAUGCAGAAGCCGUCUGAGGAGGAGGAUGGCGGAUUGGCCUCAAUGGCCUGUAUCCUCUGCCAGACAGUUGCAUCCAGUCGUAGCAUGCUAGAGGUGCACCUAAAAUGCCAUAGUGGAGACCAAGGCUUCAGAUGCCCUCGCUGUGGUUGCGAAUCAGAGGAGUGGGUUGAUAUGGAGCAACAUUGGAGGGGACAUGGAAAAAGAAAAGGCUCAAAAAGGCAUAAAUGUAGUGUUUGCCCCAGGACAUUUAGGAGAGCUGAUUCUUGUGAAGCACAUGAAGAAAGGCAUAAUCAGCGGCAUCACUGUCGAUCUGAGUCUGGAGGGCUGGUGCAGUGUUCUCUGUGCCUGGAAUGGUGUCACUCAGGGAAGGAGUGGGAAAUACACCAACAAUGUCAUUUUCAAGAAGGAUUUAAAUGCUUACACUGUAAUUUCAAAGAGAAGUCAUGGAAGAAAACCCUGAAGCAUAUUCACACUCAACACGAACAGGCUGACCAAGAAAAACAGAUUGCUCACAGUGUAGAAAACCAGCAACUUAACUCAUCCACCGAAUACCCAGAAUGCCUCCGAGGAAUGAAGCCAGAGUCGUGGUCCCAGGUUAGGAAGAAGAGGUUGAAAAACAUGGUUGCGGUAAGGGAAAAGAGCAAAGAAGGAGGAAAGGACAGAGUGGUUCACCUGAAGGGUGAGACAUCUGUUGGACUCGCUGUUUCCAGGCGGAAAGAGUUCUGCUGCAACCUCUGUGACAAGAAGUUUUCUACCAAGUUGACCAUGCGCCGUCACAUGGGCAUUCAUCAAGGAGAUAAGCCAUUUAAGUGCCCACACUGCCACUACUGCACUCGUCUCAAAGCCUCACUCAAACAGCACCUCCGCGUCCACACAGGUGAGAAGCCAUACAAGUGUUCGCAGUGUUCCUAUGCUUCUAUUGACAGAAGCUCUUUGCGUCGACACUCAAGGACGCACACACAAGAAAAGCCUUACUGCUGCCAGUACUGUCCAUACAGCAGCAUCCAGAAGAAGAGCUUAGACCUCCAUUCACGGCGUCAUCACACAGGAGAGUCAUUCCCUUGUCACCUGUGCCAGUAUUCCACACCAGACCGCCAGCUGCUGGUGCGACACAUGAGGAAACAUCACAGUGCCGAACAAACCGCCGCACUGGGGCAGAGGAACAGCUCUGGUUCUGGCUCCCAAACCCCACCUUCUCAAAGAGCACGGACAUCCAAGUGAUAUUUAUGAUUUGUAAAUAAAAUUGAUUUUUUAUAUAUA
This is a messenger RNA of Rhinichthys klamathensis goyatoka, 1264 nucleotides long. RefSeq names its product zinc finger protein 554. Gene Ontology annotation, biological process: negative regulation of transcription by RNA polymerase II; regulation of cytokine production; regulation of immune system process. NCBI's taxonomy places the organism in Eukaryota, Metazoa, Chordata, Actinopteri, Cypriniformes, Leuciscidae. Gene Ontology annotation, molecular function: DNA-binding transcription factor activity, RNA polymerase II-specific; RNA polymerase II transcription regulatory region sequence-specific DNA binding. Gene Ontology annotation, cellular component: nucleus. The record is from RefSeq and is a predicted model, not a curated record. The transcript is spliced from 6 exons. The coding region runs from base 5 to 1225 and encodes 406 amino acids.